UUAUAAAGUAAGACUUUAUGUUUUCCAAAAAUUUGGUUAUUAUUUCAUUUAAUCAUAACUGAUAAUUUUUGAACAGUUACCUUAAAACUUAGCGUGGAAUCUUUUAUCAACAUGUCUUUAACAACGCUAUUUCUGGCGUCAAUCCUGAUGGUUUUAGUUGCUUGCCAAGAAGAGAAUACUCCUAUGGACUCGGAUGCAAAGCCUCAGCAUUCAUUUUGUUAUUCUUGCGUGGUAAAAGACAAAGAGAUAACGAACGAAACGAAAUGUACUGUCGAUACAUUCACCUCAAGAACAGGAAUACGUUGCAACAGCAAGCAAUAUUGCUAUACCGAAAUAUUGAGACCUGUUGAAGGAAACGAUGAAGACAUCUUACUGAAACGAGGUUGCACACCGUACUACAUAAAUGCUUGCCUUUUUGUCAUGACGAAGGAAGAUGGAAAUUACACAAAGUGUGUGAAAACUUGCAAUCAAGAUCAAUGCAACACAGAAAAUUUCAUCAACUUCACUGUCUACGCCGACCCAGAUGCGACAUGUACUGGUGGUAAUGGAAGCAUGGGUAUGAAGAUGGGAGGAGGAUUAGCGUUCUUUGCAGCACUUUUUCUUGCGUUGCUAAAUGUGAUUUAAUGCAGUAAAAUAAAUUCAUAUGAAAGGUA
Messenger RNA from Styela clava, 653 nucleotides. RefSeq lists its product as uncharacterized. The record is from RefSeq and is a predicted model, not a curated record. NCBI's taxonomy places the organism in Eukaryota, Metazoa, Chordata, Ascidiacea, Stolidobranchia, Styelidae.